UCUGUGCGGAAGACGGUUGCUUGUUGCGAUAUGGCCUGUCAAGCAAACGACAUUCUCGCUGAGCGGAUAAACCAACACGAGGAAGAUGAUGCUAUUUUCCAGCCUGACGUCAUGCUACAAGUAGAUGGAGAGUCCUUUUACGUUAGCCGUCCUCAGCUUGCGCUUCAGAGCCCCUACUUCCGGGCUCUCUUUUUUGGCUGCGGUGUUGAAAGCACAAAAAGGAAAAUAGAGCUCAAAGGGGUUCACUUGCAGCAUUUCAAGGCGUUAAUGCACCAUAGCCGGACUUCCAUUCUCUCUCUGGACAGAGAAAAUGUUUUGGGGAUCCUUGAGACUGCAGAUUUUCUUCAGCUGGAGCGAGCCAAGCUGUUGUGCUGCAAAUUCCUUGAACGUGAGCUCCACCUCUGCAAUUGUUUGGGAAUGAUGGCUUUUGCCUGGCAGCGAGGCUGCGCUCAGCUCUACAGUGCAGCAAGGCAGGUAGCCCUCACUCACUUCUCUGCUGUUGUCUCUGAAGAGGACUUCCUGUCCUUGUCUAAGGAGACUGUGGCACACCUACUCGCCAGCGAUAACCUGGUCAUCCAGAGUGAGGAUUUGGUGCUGGAGGCGAUCUUACGCUGGGUGUCUUUUGACAACAAAAGAGAGGAACACUUUCUUGAGCUCACAGAGCUGGUGAGACCUGAGUCUCUGUCAUUGACAUUCAUCUCUAAACUUUUGGAUACAAUGACAAACAGUUCUGACACGACAGCCAAACUGAUCCGCAUGCUGAAUGAUCAUUUUCCAAAGUCCUGGUCGAUUGGGAGGUCCCUCCAAAGGAUCAAGCAAAAUCUCUUCGUUGUGGGAGGACCUCAUGAUCAGGAACAGCAGGAGUCCUACCAGUUUCAUCCACUCAGCGGGAGAUGGCAAAAUUGUGCACCUCUGCAGAGGAAGAACCUCACGCAGUACUCAGUAGCAGCAGUAGGAGACAGUGUGGUUGUGACAGGGGGCUACUUCCGUGACGUGCUGUGGUUCAGCGUGGACUGGGUCAGAAGAUACGAAUGUGGGAGCCAGCGGUGGAUGGAUGGCCCUGCUUUGCAGAGGUCCAGGCACAGCCACUGCUCCAUUGCGCUGGAUUCCGUCCUGUAUGUCUUGGGGGGCAGCAUGGACGAGGGGCUGGUGGCUGAUGUUGAAAGACUGAUCCUGGGGUCAGACGGGGGUUGGGAAAAUGUCAGCCCCAUGAGUAGGGCGGUAGAAAGGGCAGCCGUAGCCGCUCUGGGCCAGUGUAUUUAUGUCGCGUGUGGUCUAGAUGAAAAUGGAGAGGCGUUUGGGGGAAUACAGCGGUAUCACACCAGGGAGAAUCAUUGGGAUGUCAUCUCCUAUUCUCCUUUUCCACGAUAUGACCUGGUUGCCACGGAGCUCAAUGGUGCCAUCUAUCUGUUUGGAGGCCAAGCUUUGCGCUUUGAUGUGGAGACAGACGAGUGGACUGUUCUGCAGGAGGAAUUUCUGGAGAAAAAGUUCUUCUGCGGCUGCACCACAGUCAAUGGCCAGAUAUUCCUGUUGUGUGAGAAAAAGAGUAACAAAGCACUCCCCAAUAUGGUUUGGUUUGACCCUUACGUGGACACUUGCAUCAAGGUGGACAAUGCAAUACCAUGUCCCGUUCCACUCAGAGGGUGUGUUACCAUGAAAGUGUUUACAUGAAAGUGUGUGAGGUUGAAAUAAAUGCGUUCACUGACAACA
Hippocampus zosterae (dwarf seahorse) is the source of this 1710-nucleotide messenger RNA. Its product is annotated as kelch-like protein 23. The coding region runs from base 31 to 1671 and encodes 546 amino acids. Lineage: Eukaryota; Metazoa; Chordata; Actinopteri; Syngnathiformes; Syngnathidae. The record is from RefSeq and is a predicted model, not a curated record. Gene Ontology annotation, molecular function: protein binding. The transcript is spliced from 3 exons.